This is a messenger RNA of Drosophila miranda, 842 nucleotides long. RefSeq lists its product as uncharacterized. The record is from RefSeq and is a predicted model, not a curated record. Lineage: Eukaryota; Metazoa; Arthropoda; Insecta; Diptera; Drosophilidae. The transcript is spliced from 2 exons. Bases 46 to 777 code for a protein of 243 amino acids.
UUUCGACGAGUACAAGCGUGGGAGUUCAGGGAAUCGACUGAAGACAUGAAGCGUCUAAGAGACGGAAGGCAAGCUCGGCCCCUAGGGGCAAAUGGUGAUACGACGGGACACCCUAGCGGAGACCAGCAGCCUGAAGUCCCGGCACCUGCCGACGAACCAACGACACACCGGACUCGCGGCUGGAUCGUCGACCCCAAUGGGCCAUCCGCCUCCCGUCAAGCCCAGCUGAGGCGGGUCGGAGAGGCGACACUUCGACAACAGGACAGGAUGCCAUGGUGCCGGCGCGCGGCAGCCAUCCAAGGGUGGAUCAACCAACAAACCGAGGGCCCGGGGACCGACGCCGAAGAGGAAGUAGAGCCCGAUGGCCGCUUCGCAACCGCAGGUGUCCGCUCGGCGCCCAAUCACGACGUCGCCGCCCUGAAUCGCCAUUGGUUCGGGAGUUAUGGGGCUGCCAUCGACGACGACAACGCGACCACGGACACCGACGAGCACGAGACGAUAAUACGCGACGCUCAAAGCCUGGCGUCCACGCUGCAGGACGAAGGGAACCGACACCCACUGGCUCGCGGGAACGAAUGGGACUCGCCUCUUUGGGCCGAGUGGAACCUGGCCGGUCAAGGUCGGGCAGCCACCCCUCUAGCAGUACACAACCCGCCGCAGUUGAAUGCGAGCAUCACGCGAAUGAUGCCACCUUACACACACACGUAUAGAACGUAUCUAAUUGGGUUUACGAUAAAGAACUCUUGUUUCCCUUCCUCUGAAUGCAACUCGAUAUGAACUGUAAUUAUGGGAAAACGUUUCUCUUGUUUCGUGUCGUUUGCAGCCUGACCGCUAUGUGCCCG